Molecule: messenger RNA, 522 nt
Organism: Oldenlandia corymbosa var. corymbosa
Lineage: Eukaryota; Viridiplantae; Streptophyta; Magnoliopsida; Gentianales; Rubiaceae
Source: the annotation of a GenBank genome assembly
AUGGCAGCAGUUUUUUUGGUGUUUUUUGCUUCAUUGGUUCAUGGCUCAGUUGGGGCUGUUUAUAAGGUUGGUGAUUCUGCAGGUUGGACAACAAUUGGCAAUGUUGAUUACAAGGCUUGGGCUGCUACUAAAUCCUUUCAAGUUGGUGAUAUCAUUUUGUUUGAGUACAACCCUCAGUUUCACAAUGUGAUGCAAGUAACACAUCCUCAGUACCAGGCAUGCAAUGCCUCUUCUCCCAUUGCAACUCACACUACUGGAAACGAUUCGAUCACCAUUACUAAUCACGGUCACCAUUUCUUCCUCUGCGGCGUUCCCGGACACUGUCAAUCGGGACAGAAGGUCGACAUUAACGUGCUUCGUGUUCCACUGGCUCCUACUCCAUCCGAAACUCCCUCGCCGCCAUCGGAUCCUACUGCAACGCCAGCGCCCGCUCCAAAUCAGGCUGCUCCACAGUAUUCUUCAGUUAGGUUCUUUGGAAGCCUUGUCACAGCUAUUGCUGUCUUUGCUGGGUUUAGUUUCUAG